AUGAGACCUCUCUGGACUGUGAAAGCUCAGUCAGUAUGGACAGGCUUUGUCCUCUUCAUCUGCAUUAUCCUCCAUGGUUGUAAAUGCGAUUUUCGAUAUUCCAUUCCGGAGGAAAUGCAACGCGGCUCCGUAGUCGGGAAGAUUACUCAAGAUUUGGGAAUUGACACAAAAUCGCUUUCUGCUCGUAAACCGAGACUGGAUUUCGAAGGUAGCAAACGCUAUUGUGAGUUUAACUCGCGGACCGGAGAGCUGACUGUGAACGAAAGAAUGGACCGAGAGGUGAUGUGUGGCCAGAGACCGUCGUGUGCGGUGCAUUUUGAUUUGUUUCUCGAAAACCCACUAGAAUUUCACCGCAUAACACUGGACAUACAGGAUAUUAAUGACAACUCCCCAAAGUUCAGGAACGAUGUGAUUAAUUUGGAAAUACGGGAAUCGGUUGUUAAAGGAGCACGGUUUUCUAUUGAUGAGGCACAUGACGCAGACACAGGGGUGAAUUCUGUGCAGGGCUACACUCUCUCGAACAAUGAACAUUUCUCACUCGCUGUUCAUAGCAGCACAGACCGGGGCAAGUACAGUGAAAUUGUCCUUGAGAAUGAGCUCGAUCGAGAAAAACAGGACCACCUUUCUUUAAUUCUAUCCGCUUAUGAUGGAGGGACUCCCAAGAGGAGCGGGUCAGUGAUUAUAAAUGUAAAAGUGCUCGAUGCGAAUGACAACGUCCCUGUGUUUACGCAGCCUGUGUAUGAGCUGAACCAUUAG
Sardina pilchardus (European sardine) is the source of this 756-nucleotide messenger RNA. Its product is annotated as protocadherin gamma-C3-like. Lineage: Eukaryota; Metazoa; Chordata; Actinopteri; Clupeiformes; Clupeidae. Gene Ontology annotation, cellular component: plasma membrane. Gene Ontology annotation, molecular function: calcium ion binding. The record is from RefSeq and is a predicted model, not a curated record. The coding region runs from base 1 to 756 and encodes 251 amino acids. Gene Ontology annotation, biological process: homophilic cell-cell adhesion. The transcript has 2 exons.